Messenger RNA from Colletotrichum abscissum, 1743 nucleotides. Its product is annotated as carboxylesterase. The transcript is spliced from 3 exons. The record is from RefSeq and is a predicted model, not a curated record. Bases 1 to 1743 code for a protein of 580 amino acids. Lineage: Eukaryota; Fungi; Ascomycota; Sordariomycetes; Glomerellales; Glomerellaceae.
AUGAUCAUUUCGAACUUGGUCUUCGUCUCUCUAUGUGCUCAGACAUGGGCUGCACCACAGCAAGGGGGCGGUGGAACCCCUCGAGUCACCAUCAAGGCACCUCAAGCAAACCUGAAAGGUACAACGAAAGGAUUUCUUGGAGCCAAGGCUGGUGAAGUUGAAUCAUUUAAUGGGAUCCCCUUUGCCAAGCCUCCUAUUGGAGACUUGAGGUUCAAGCCACCUGUCCGGCUUACCGAAGCCAUGGGCGAAGUCGAUGCCACCACGGAACAACCAGAGUCAUGCCCGCAGUUCAUCCUACAACCAGAUUUUGGCUCGCCUCUUAUUCCUCCAGACCUUCUCGAUAAGGUCCUCAAUCUACCCAUUCUCAAGAACCUAGCCGUUGGGCAAGAAGACUGUCUCACUAUUAAUGUGCAACGCCCCGCCGGAACCAAAGAGGGAGAUAAGCUACCGGUGAUGUAUUGGAUCUUUGGCGGUGGGUUUGAACUAGGCAGCACCUCCAUGUACAAUGGAGCUGGACUCAUCGCAGAAGGGAUGUCUACCGGCAAGCCAUUCGUUUUCGUGGCAGUCAACUACCGUGUGGGUGCUUGGGGAUUCAUGCCGGGCAAGGACCUCAUGCAGGAAGGCAGCUCUAACGCCGGUCUUCUGGACCAACGAAUGGGACUAGAAUGGGUCCAGGACAACAUUGCUAGCUUUGGUGGCGACCCGGACAAGGUCACUCUAUGGGGAGAGUCGGCUGGCGCUAUAUCAAUCUUCAGUCAACUCUCUCUCUACAACGGCAACAUCACACGCAAUGGCAAGGCCCUCUUCCGCGGCGCCAUAAUGAACUCCGGAUCUGCUGUUCCGACUGAUCCGAUGGACUCUCCUAAAGCCACAAAGGUUUAUGACAAGGUCCUGUCUGCUGCCGGAUGUGAUGGAGCGCCUGACCGAUUAAAGUGCCUGCGAGAUCUCUCUUACGAUGACAUGCGCAAAGCUGCAAACUCUGUGCCAGGCCUUCUGAGUUACAGCUCAGUAGCUCUUUCCUACCUCCCGAGACCUGACGGGAAGAACAUAGUGUCAAGCCCAGAAGUAUUUGCUACUUCUGGGAAGCUCCCCAAGGUGCCCUUCAUUUUAGGAGACCAGGAAGACGAGGGCACCCUUUUCGCUUUGUUCCAACCGAACAUCACCAGGACUCGAGAGGUUGAAGAAUACCUCGGCGAACUCUACUUCAACAAUGCCUCCCCGCAGCAGAUCAAGGACCUAGUAGGCACUUACGCUGCCCGCCCUUCUGAAGGAUCGCCGUUCAGAACCGCAGGGUUUAACGAAGUCCGGCCGCAGUUCAAGAGACUAGCUGCCAUCUUAGGUGACACGGUUUUCACCCUCACCCGUCGAGCUGUGUUCAACAUCUCUCAAACAGUCCAGCCAGAAGUCAACACCUGGAGCUACCUCGCCAGUUACGACUACGGUACUCCUGUCCUCGGAACAUUCCACGGAUCGGAUCUCCUCCAGGUAUUUUAUGGGAUCAAGCCGAAUUACGCUGCUUCGGCGACGCGGGCGUACUACUUUAACUUUGCUUACAAUCUGGACCCCAAUGACUCCUCUGGUGGCACGGGGAAGGCAAAGGUGAAGUUGAUCGAUUGGCCUAAGUGGAGAGACGGGAAUAAGAUGCUGCACAUGAUGGCCAAGAGUGCGGAUUUGAUAGAUGAUGAUUUCCGACAGGACAGCUUCAACUUCUUGCUGAAUAAUGUAGAGAAAUUACGCUUCUAA